GCGUAUUCUUCGCAAGUGAAUCAAUAGAGUGACUAAUUGGUUGAUAAACGCUCGCAGCAAUCCAACUCGGAGAGACCUUUUUCCCCCUCUCUCGGUUGUCCGUCUUCGUAAAACUCUUGGAGCAAGUUGGACGUUCGGCUGACUACAUUGUAAAGAAGAGGUUUCUCAGACCAGAAUCGCGCACAAACCAAAAGGAAUAAAAGAUAGUGUGACCGACCUUGCUUGUCCAUCUCUUCAGAAGAUAUUUUAUAUACCACGGCAGACCAGACCAUCAAACAUUUUGAUGCUUUCUACUCGUACGAGCUGGCAUUUUCUCUUGAUUUCUUCAGCUAAAUCUGAUAUACUGCAUCUUGGUUUGCCAGUGACAAAUGGAAUUUAAUCACUAGUAGUUUAAAGCUGAAUGAUUUUGACAUAAAACUGAGAUGUUUCACUAUUCUAAAUAACUUUUUUGUUUUUCAACCUUUUUUUCAUCACGUGCAUGGUCGAAACCCGAGGGACGAAAGAAUGAACUCGACACCAAAUUAAACAAAUACUACCUCAGUACUUAUUCUGAAAAAAAAAUAUAUAGAAAUUUUGCUUAUCAGGAGCGGAUGUGUUAGCAACAGGUAAUUGUGAGGUAAUUCGAUCGGACAUUACUUAAGUACAUUCUGUGUUUACAACUUGGAAAGUCAUAGUCUUGUAAAGGACAUCGUGAAAACUUCAUCGUGGCUCGUUUUGACCUUUUCCGAUCUCCUCCUCAUCCUCCUCCACCUCCACCACCACCUCCUCAUCCGAUGCUCAGAGACACGAAAUCGCUGAUGAACCACCAUCACCAGGACAUGGACCGAAUCGACAUCCGAACCUUGUCGCUGCUCCGAGGUCCUCUGACCGAAAAAGGCGCACGGAAGCCCAAGUGCGCCCGAUGCCGAAACCACGGCAUGAUCUCCUGGCUCAAAGGGCACAAGAGACACUGUCGGUUCCGGGACUGCCGCUGUGCCAAAUGCAACUUGAUCGCAGAGAGACAGCGUGUUAUGGCGGCUCAAGUGGCCCUAAAGAGACAACAAGCAGCAGAAGACGCCAUCAUUCUUGGUCUCCGGGCCUGCUCGCCCAGUGGGCCGUACAACUAUCUCCCUCAAGGUCCAAUCUUCGGCAAUGCCCCUCCAGGAAGCACAGACGGGGGCAACGUCGACGAAGACGAUGAUGAUGACGAUGAUGACAUGGGGCAGACAAGUGACUCACCACUCGAUGAUGUCGAAUUGCCGCCUUCACCAGAGCACGAGAAGACAGAAGUGAUGAGAGAAAUGAAAGAAGACAUAGAACGUGAGUCUCCUACAACAAGUGUCCCAGAGCUACCGAAGAAGAUCGUGGAGAAGCAUGAACCACCAGAACCCUCUGAGAAACCAACCGAAGACGGUGAGGAACCGAAGAAAAAGGCUAAGACUUCUGGACCUUUGGACACCUUCAAUGGCAUGGCAUCCAGCUUCGUGUCGCCGUUCCGUCCAGGACGGUUAUCGCCGACGGAGAUCCUGACACGGUUGUUCCCCCACCAACGCAAAGCUGUUCUGGAGUUGGUCCUGCAAGGAUGCAGCGGUGAUUUGGUCAAAGCCAUUGAGCACUUCCUCAGCGCCGGGGAAUCCGCAAAGAACAACGGCAGUGCCUCCUCGCGAUCGGAACACGCCUCGCACUCUUCAGAAAAGGACCAGAACGAAGCGUAUCACAUCCCGUCUGGACUUCCUACGGUUCCAGGACUUGGUUCUUCGAUCUUCCGCACACCAAUGCACGCUGACAAGCUAGGUGUCGGUAGCAUGAAGUCGGCUUUUACUCCCCUCCCACCUGCUAGCUCAGCGCCUCUUCCUCUUCUCUUUUCGCACAGACCGCCAAAUCCUUUCCAAGCAGACGCUCUCCUUGGUCGUACCCCUAUAUUCGCCCCUUCUAGUCUGAGUGACCUACACGUUGGUGCUGCUGGACCUGGUCGUUUCGUAUUCCCAGCCAUGCACCCGCUCAAUCUCUCUGGAAAGUUAGCGGCGGCAGCCAGUGAGGGAUAUCCCAGGUAUGUCUUUGCACCCUAUGGAACAUGUCCGCCAGACUACACGCAGUACCCGAGCCUCCAUAGCACCAGAGCUCCAGCCGGAAGCACCGGAAGUGAUUCCGAAAAGAGUCCGGGUGCCAUUGCUGACCUUUCGGUCACGAGCAACGUUGAUUCAGAUUGAGAUUAGAAUGACUUUUAAAAACUGUAUAUCGGACACGUGAGAGCACGAAACCACGGACUUGAUCUAUUUCAUGUUAGCAGAACAAGCUACAUUCCAGAGUUUUUUGAGGUUUUGUUAAGCAGAAAAUUAUUGAAACAUGAGCUGACCUCCCGGAAUGUGACGUCACGGGAUAUUACAAUUUCCCAUGUCAUCUUUAAAAACGUGACUUUGAAAUGUGCCAAAGCAUCUUGUAAGCAAAACUGAUUUAUAUACCAUUGUUUGUCUUAAGUAUUUACGAAUGCCCUCCUUUGGCUUAAUAAGUU
This is a messenger RNA of Lytechinus variegatus (green sea urchin), 2491 nucleotides long. Its product is annotated as doublesex and mab-3 related transcription factor 3, truncated-like. NCBI's taxonomy places the organism in Eukaryota, Metazoa, Echinodermata, Echinoidea, Temnopleuroida, Toxopneustidae. The record is from RefSeq and is a predicted model, not a curated record. The transcript is spliced from 2 exons. The coding region runs from base 774 to 2189 and encodes 471 amino acids. Gene Ontology annotation, cellular component: nucleus. Gene Ontology annotation, molecular function: RNA polymerase II cis-regulatory region sequence-specific DNA binding; DNA-binding transcription factor activity, RNA polymerase II-specific; protein binding. Gene Ontology annotation, biological process: sex differentiation; regulation of transcription by RNA polymerase II.